CCCGGAUUGGGGGGUGGGGGCAUUUUGGGCGCUAGCAGAGUUUGGGAAGGACUUUUGUGCAACUCCGUAGAAGAAACUGGGAGCAAAAGUAGAGAAAAACGGGUGACUUAUUUUUCCCAGCGAUGCAGCUCCAGGAGUGGUUCCGGUCCCUACGCUCCGGCGGGGGGGUGCGUUUGCCGGAAGCGGACGAGAUCCGGAGCCUCCUCCCCUCCCUGCCGUACUCCUCCUCCUUCUCCCUGUCCUCCCUCUCCCUGUCGCCCUCCUCCCUGCUGGGGCUGGGGGCGCUGGCCUCCCUCACUGCCUACUGGCUGGUGACUCGGCCCCGCCCCAUCCGGCCGCCCUGCGACCUGCACUCCCAGUCCAUGCCCAUGCAGGGAGACCCCAGCUGCAGACGCUCAGCUCUGCUUAAGGACGACACGCUGCUGGAUUUCUACUACGAGGACACCAGGACGGCCUACGACAUGUUCCAGAGGGGCCUGGGAGUGUCAGGGGACGGGCCGUGUCUGGGAUUCAGGAAGCCAGGGGAGCCGUACCAGUGGAUUUCAUACACAGAGGUGGCUGAACAGGCACAGGUGCUGGGCUCUGGUCUUCUGGCGAAAGGUUGCAAGCCCAACCCUCAGCAGUUCAUCAGCAUCUUUGCACAGAACAGGCCAGAGUGGGUAAUUGCAGAACUUGCCUGUUAUACCUUCUCCAUGACUGUGGUGCCACUUUAUGACACACUGGGCUUGGAGGCCAUGGUGCACAUCCUCAAUCUGGCGGAGAUCUCGCUGGUGAUCUGUGACCGGGAAGAGAAGGCGGAGUCGCUGCUGAGCAACAAAGAGAAAGGCGUGACCCCAACGCUUUCCUGCCUGGUUCUCUUUAAUCCCUUCAGCACCGCCCUGGUGGAGAGGGGGAGGAACUGCGGGGUGGAGAUAGUGCCACUGUCCCAGAUCAUGGAACUCGGGCGACAGAAUCUGAAGGAUCCCGUGCCACCCAAACCGGAGGACCUGGCGGUGGUGUGUUUCACCAGCGGCACCACAGGGAAGCCUAAGGGAGCCAUGAUUACCCACGGCAACAUUGCGUCAAACACCUCCUCUGUCAUCAAGAUCCUGGAGGGCUCCUUCGUCAUUCGUCAGGAGGACGUGUCCAUCUCCUACCUGCCCCUCGCCCACAUGUUCGAGCGCAUGAUCCAGGUGUCCAUGUUCUGCCACGGGGCCCGGGUGGGCUUCUACCAGGGGGACAUCUCGCUGCUGAUGGACGACAUCAAGACGCUGAGGCCCACCUUCUUCCCCGUGGUACCGCGGCUCCUCAACCGCAUCUACGACAAGAUCGUGGGCUCGGUGACCUCCCCGCUGCGGCGGGCGGUGCUUCAGUACGCGGUCCGGAGGAAGCAGGCGGAGCUGAGCAGUGGCGUGGUGCGGAACAACAGCCUGUGGGACCGGCUGGUCUUCAACAAGAUUCAGGCUAAUCUAGGAGGCAAUCUGAGGUUCAUUCUCACCGCCUCCGCCCCUAUCUCGCCCACCGUGCUCUCCUUCCUCAGGGCUACGCUGGGCUGUCUGAUAUUUGAGGGUUACGGUCAGACUGAAUGCACUGCCGGCUGCACCUUCUCCAUGCCAGGAGACUGGACCGCAGGUCAUGUUGGUGCCCCCCUGCCCUGUGCCAUGGUGAAACUGGUCGACAUCCCCGAAAUGAACUACUACGCCAAGAAUGGAGAGGGAGAGAUCUGCAUUCGGGGUCACAGCGUGUUUCAGGGGUACCUGCAGGACGAGGAGAGGACGGCAGAAGCUCUGGACGGCGAGGGCUGGCUGCACACGGGCGACGUGGGGCAGUGGCUGCCGAACGGCACCCUGCGUAUCGUCGAUCGGAAGAAGCACAUCUUCAAGCUGUCGCAGGGCGAGUACGUCGCCCCGGAGAAGAUCGAGAACGUCUACACGCGCUGCGUGCCCGUGCUGCAGGUCUUUGUUCACGGAGACAGCCUGCAGUCUCACCUGAUUGGCAUCGUCGUGCCCGACCCGGAGGUGUUCGCGGAGUGGGCCAAAGAGCAGGGCAUCGUGGGAUCGUACGGAGAGCUCUGCCAGAAUCCUGAUGUGAACAAAGCUGUGCUGGAGGACAUGAGAGCAGUGGGGAAAGAGGCGGGGCUGAAGUCCUUUGAGCAGGUGAAGGACAUCUAUCUGCACCCGGAGGUUUUCAGUGUCAGCAACGGCCUGCUCACCCCGACUCUGAAGAGCCGAAGAGUGGACAUCCGCAGGGUCUUCCAAGAGCAGAUAGAGCACAUGUACAGCAAGACUCCUCUGUAGACCCUAUAGCAACACACUCAGGCCUACACAAACAAGCUGGAAACAACUGGAUCAACCAUGGUACUUUACUUUCACUGGACCAUAAUACCAUUAGCUGCAGGUUGUCUCAUACUCAGGUUAAAGGGAGGCAGUAGUGUAUACUGGGAUUGUGAAUUAGUUUGUAAUUACUAAAGUGGAGGUCGGUAAUACAUUAGCAGGGUAUAUUCUAAUCAGUCAUUUAAACGUACAGGCACAGGUGCACUUGACACACAAGUUGUUGAUAAAAUGUGAUGUGUGUGCCUUAAACCAUGGUACUUAGUCGAAAGGUUCGAGACAAUAGUCUGUUUUAGACUAGUAGUGUUUUUGCUGUUACCAGCUGCAGUUUUGGUGUGAUCGGCCUUGACAAGCUAGGCAGCAUUAAAUAGUUUACAGAGCUGACGUACCAUAGCAUCGGUGUGUCGUAGAAGCAGGGGACAUUGUUAGACAGAACGAGAGGAAGGUGGAAGUUACUGGCAUAACUAACAUCUGAGGUCUGUGCAUGCCUUGGCGUGGACUGUGAUGCACCUUGUUGUUAAACUGUACAAUCAUACACAGUAAUCAGACAUUAGCGCUAACUGUCGAAGGGAAAUGACUCGAUGUCUAACUGCAUUCACACCAGAUCAGGCAAUGUCACUGCAUGGCCCAUUUGUGUGACGCCAUGUUGUGAACUUUAACCCCCUCCCCCCAGUCGACUAACUCAAAAAAAAGAAGAAAAAAAAAUGGAUACAAACGCAAACCGAAGGAAGCUUCUUGCUAUUGUUAUUUUGCAGCGUAGACUGCCAGCCAGAUGCAGACGUCAAAGCUGGGUACACGAAAUAAACCAAACGAGGACACUGGGAGAGUAUCAUCGUUUAGUCCAUGAACUCCAUAGUACAAUAAACUAACAUGCAAGAACUGCUAAAUAGCGAUUCUUUUAUACAGCUUAAUUCCGAUGUUCGGAAUUGAUAUUUAGCUAGUAAUUAUUGUUUCGGUACUCGUCCCAUUACCCGGUACUGUCAAAUCACAAUGACAAUCAUAAAAUCAAAACUUAGGAAAUGAAUCGCGUCAGUAAUUCAUCUGCUAUGUAAAAAGCAGAAUGAUACAUGGUAAUUUAAACAACUUACGUGAUUGGCCACUGCAGCGUGACGUCGGGUUGCGUUCCGGCAAAAGUUGAUUCUGGUUCUACUUUCAUGCCGCAGGCCGCUGCGUUUUUUUUCGGCACCCCAUGCGGUCUCCACUGCCGCAGCCUAAACGUACUACCCCCAUUCAAAUGAGUGGGAAGACUGCCGCUUUUGCCGCAUUACCUGAUCUGGUGUGAAUCCAGCCUGGACAUUGAUGGACAUUGUAUCGUGGUCAGAAAGUGCCUGGCCUGGUGAUUAGAAAAUAGCAUAGGAAAGCAGACAGUUCAAGAGCCCAUGUGUGGACAGAUUAGUCGCUUAUGAAUAAUUGUAGUCUUUGUUUCUCUGUUCCCUUUUUUGAAAAGAGAAAAGAUAGGCGCAGUGCUUUGUUUUCCUUUUCAUUAACAAACAAAAUCAUGGGCAACAAGGGUAAAAUCUAAUUUACCCAGAAUAAUGGGUAAAAUGUAUGAUAAAUGCAAAAUAAUUGCUUUUGAUUGUGAAGCAAGUUUCUGAUAAAUGUAAAAGCCUGCUUAUCAGUAGAUGAAAGAUAUUGCUGUAUAAUGUAAAAGUGAUUUGCUGGUAAAUUAAAAACUGUCUUACCAGUAGUAUAAAACCAUUGCUAAUAAAUGUAAAGUCUUUUGUCGUUAUAUGCAAAAAAUAUUGCUAGUAAAUGUAAAACUGAUGGUAAGUGUGAAGAGAAUACUGGUAAAUGUACAACUGUGAGCACAUAGUUAAUGUAAAUAUUUUCUAGCAUGAUGUAUAUGUGAAAGCGAUUGUCAACAUCCCUUUAAGAGGCUUAGAUAAAACAAGGAUCUUGCAUCAAAUUGGUUUUAGAUACAAAACCCUUUUGUUGAUCUAAUCCGUUCUAAAAAGUCAUCUUUACACGUAAGCGCUAUCAUCAAAGCCUAACCGGCGUGUAAUUAGUGAACACCUGUAAGUCUUUUUAAAGUUACGUUACGCUUCUACACAUUCUGGCAGUUACCUCCCCAGACAAUGCUAUGACAAAUUAUGCGCCUGCGCCUCCAUCGCAGCUAACAACAUGUCCUCACAAUGUUGCUGGAAUGUCUUAUCUGUGUUACAGCAUUGCCACAACAUUCUAACAACAUUGUGGGAACGUUUAGCAUUUGCUGGGAUGUGGCCCUGCUGGCAAAUACCAGCACUGGAAGGGUCAGGAUUCGAGACCAGCCCACAGGGCACAUCCGCAACCCAGCAGCCCCUGCAAGCAAUUUAUUGACAUUACUUAUAGUUAAAAUUUUACUUGUGAUUAUUGUUUUUUUUUUAAAAAUUUUUAACGUUUACCGUCUACGUUUUUACAUUUAUAGGCAACAUUUUUAUAUUUUGAGUUUACCAGUUGCACCUGGGUGCUGAUUGGUUGCUAUGAGUUAAGCUUUCUCAUUCAUCUCUUGGCCAAGGUCAGUUCCAUACCUAAUGCCAUUGUAAUUUAAAAAGCUCUCACUGUAACGUAUGCAGUUUGUAUAAAUAUGCAGUUGAUUUGUAAAUGGAUGGUGAACUUUAAACUGUAAAUACUGAGAAUGGAUGCAAAUCAAAAAUGCAGAUUGUAUACUAUGAUAUGAACUAAUUCCCAAGGUUGUAGGAAUUUUGGAAUCAUUCUGAAUGGAGAAAUAAAGAUGUUAUCAUCCGUGA
This is a messenger RNA of Anguilla anguilla (European eel), 5035 nucleotides long. RefSeq names its product acyl-CoA synthetase long chain family member 2 (gene acsl2). Gene Ontology annotation, cellular component: membrane; endoplasmic reticulum. Bases 123 to 2276 code for a protein of 717 amino acids. The record is from RefSeq and is a predicted model, not a curated record. The transcript has 21 exons. NCBI's taxonomy places the organism in Eukaryota, Metazoa, Chordata, Actinopteri, Anguilliformes, Anguillidae. Gene Ontology annotation, molecular function: arachidonate-CoA ligase activity. Gene Ontology annotation, biological process: long-chain fatty acid metabolic process; long-chain fatty-acyl-CoA biosynthetic process; very long-chain fatty acid metabolic process.